Molecule: messenger RNA, 3711 nt
Organism: Aspergillus fumigatus Af293
Lineage: Eukaryota; Fungi; Ascomycota; Eurotiomycetes; Eurotiales; Aspergillaceae
Product: LEA domain protein
Exons: 2
Coding region: 1-3711 (1236 amino acids)
Source: RefSeq, a predicted model, not a curated record
AUGUCCUCGCCAAGCGUUCGUAAUCCCGUCCAGAGAAACCCUGGUACCACCCACAAGUCUCGCAAGGGUUCGGGUUCCAGCGCUGCGUCCUCAAGGCCGGAGAUCACUACCCCCAAGAACAAGAAGACUCCCCGCAAGCUGCAGACCAGAACGCCCCAACCCGUCGAGGAAGACGUUGACGACGAGAAGCCUCCAACUCCAUCUCCUCAACCGACGAAGAAGAAGUUUCAGCCCGAGUCCGUGCAGCCUGAGGUAUCGCUUGCACCGGAAGGCAACCGGGACGAGCCAGAGCAGCAAGAGGAGGACAAGACGGCACUCCCUGCCAGGCCGAAGAAGAAGAGGUCCAAGCCCGAGGCUGAGCAGCGGGGCAUUUCGUCCCCCCUCCCGGGUGAUGUCCAGCCGCAAGCAUCCGGCUCUGCAAGCCGAGGCGAUAAGGCCACGGACUUGACAGGCACAGCCAAGGCCCUUGGUGGUAAGGUGAAGGAUACUGCGCAGGACACCAGAGAGGAAGUCAAGGAGGACGUUCCCUCUACCCCUCUUGACCUGUCCGCCUUGAAGGGCCUUGAGAUUGGUGAAGGUGGUCAGGUCGUCGGCAAGGACGGAAACCCUUUGGGACGAGUCGUGGAAGGCGAGCCUGAGGAUCUUGUUGGCCAGGAAGUGGGUGACGAUGGAGAGAUUCUUGACGAAGAUGGUGAUCUCAUUGGUCGCGUGGAACUUCUGCCUGACGCUGCGCAGAAUCUCGCCGACAAGGCGAAGGAUGUUCCAGAACAGGCUGAGAAUGUUGCCUCGCAAGCCAAGGGCACCGCAGACGAGACUGCCAAUCAAGCCAAGGAUAAGGUCGAAGAGACUGUUGACCAGGCGGACGACAAGGCGGAAGAAACGACUGAGCAGGCCAAGAAUACCGUGACUGAGCUUGCCAACCUCGAUGGUCUUCCCGUCUCGGAAGAAGGGCUCAUCAAAAACAAGGACGGCCAAGCCAUCGGCAAAGUCGCUGAGGGAGACCCGGAAGAUCUUGUUGGCUAUACUGUGAACGACAAGGGAGAAAUUGUCGACGAAGACGGCGACCUAAUCGGCCGGGUGGAGCUCUUACCACAAGAAGCCCAGGAUGUUACUGAUAAGGCUAGGGAGAUUCCCGAGCAGGCCGACGACGCUGUAGAACAAGCCAAGGACAAGGCCGAAGAGACGACGGAACAGGCAAAGAAAACUGUGACUGAUCUUGCCGACCUCGACGGCCUUCCUGUGUCUGAAGGCGGAGUCAUCAAAGACAAGUCCGGCCAAGUCGUCGCGAAGAUUGCCGAGGGUGAUGCGGAGGACCUCGUUGGCUACACUCUGAACAAUGAAGGCGAGGUCCUGGAUGAGGAUGGCGAUCCGAUCGGCCGCGCGGAAAUCGUCUCCCAACAAGCCAAGGACGUAACAGAUGGGUUCGACGACACCGAGAAGUUGGCCCCUGAAGAUCAGAGCACCCAAGAGGACGUCGCAAAGCAAGCAGUUGAGAGCGUCCAGCAGCAAGACGUGGAUGACACAGCAGAGAAGGCCGAGUCCGCAGCUGACGACACCAAGGAAGAGGCCGAGGAACAGCUGCCACCACUUUCCUCGCUUGAAGGCAUGAAGUGCACUAAAUCAGGCAAGAUCGUCGAUCCGGACACUGGCAAGCCCAUCGGUGAGCUUGUCGAAGGCGAUGCAAAGAAGAUCUCCCGCAUGGGUGCUCAAUUGGACGACAAGGGCCAGUUCUGGGACAACCGUGGUAACGUUAUCGGCAAGGCAAAAUCCCUUCCUGUUGAGGAUUACGAGGGCGAGCCACCCUUCGCUGGCCUGGAAGGCCUCCACGUCGUUGAGGACGGAUGGGUAGAAGACGAGAAUGGCAAGCGAGUCGGCAAGAUCGUUCAAGGAGACCCGAAGAAGCUGCUUGGACGUGCGGUCGACGAAGACGGCGAUAUCACUGAUAAGAACGGCAAUGUCAUCGCACAGGCUGAAUACUACGAAUCACCCGACGAGCCAGAGCCGGAGAAGCCUGACCUUUCUCAGCUGAACGGCUUGAAGCCUAACAAGCUGGGAUUUGUUAUUGGUCCAGACGGCGUGCCCAUUGCCCGCGUGAUAGAGGGGAAUCCAAAAGAACUGGCUGGCAAAGAGAUUGAUGAUGGCCAGAUCUGGGACGGCCGCAAACCCAUUGGACGUGUGGAGCUCAUCCCGGAAGAGGAGCGCGACAAGAAGCCCGAAGGCGUGUUUGCCGGUCUUGACAACCUUGUCGUCAAUAAGGAAGGCUUCGUCGAGGAUGACGAAGGCAAUAUUGUCGGCAAAGUGACCGAGGGCGACCCCAAGAAGCUCAGGGGCCGCGCCGUCGAUGAAGAUGGAGACAUCAUCGACAAGUACGGCAACGUUAAAGGGCAUGCCGAGCCUUACGAGCCAGAAGAGGAGGAGGAAGAGAAGCCGGAUCUUUCCGUCUUGGAGGGAAAGAUCGUCAACAAGGCUGGCAACGUCGUUGACGCCCAGGGCAACAUCUACGGACGUAUCGUUUCCGGAGAUGGUAAGCGCCUCGCUGGCAGAAAGGUGGACGGCCAGGGUCAAAUCUGGGGUGACAAUGGAAAAGUCAUUGGCAGAGCAGAGAUCGUCCCGGGUGCAGAGCAGGAGAAGCCCGAAGGACAGUUCUACGGAUUCGACAAUGUGGAAGUUGGCAAAGAUGGCUUUGUCAUGGCCGGCGGCCGUAUCAUCGGCCGUGUCAUCGAAGGCGAUGCCAAACGACUCCUUGGUCGUAAGGUCGACGAAGACGGAGACAUUCUCGACAAGAAUGGCAACAUCAUCGGCAAGGCUGAACGCUUGGAGCCAGAGGAGAAGAAGCGUGAUGUCAACCCCAUGUCUGGCCGAAAGGUCAACAAAGAGGGCGAGAUCCGUGAUGCUGACGGUAAUCUCAUUGGCAAAUUGACAUCGGGCAAUCUGCCAACGCUUGUCGGCAAGUCAAUCGAUGACAACGGUUAUGUUGUCGACAACGACGGAAACAAGCUGGGCGAGUGUACUCUGCUCGAGAACCUGCCAGAGGAAGAGGAACCGGAACCAGGUCUCACCCAAGAGGAGUCGGAGGCCCAGAAGAAGGCCGAGCAAGAUAGAGACCUGGCGAAGAAGAUGGCCGGUAUCAUCAGACAGACUCUCGAUCGUCUUCAGCCUACCUGCAAGAGGAUUGCCGAGCUGCUCGAGAAAGCCGAUCGCACACCACGCGACGAAUUGGACGAAGAGAAGCUCGUCAAGGAAGUCCGACCCCUGAUCGAAGAGGGCGGGCAGGUCCUCCAGGAAUGCAACGGAGCCAUCCGUGCUUUGGAUCCCGAUGGCUCAAUUGCUUCGACUGCCAAGGCUCGCGCUGCAUCCCACGAAGCAUCUCCUGAGGAGUACGCUCUCGCUGAGAAGAUCAAGGAGCUGAGUGAGCUGGUGAUGACCACGAUUGAGAACGGCCGCAAGAGGAUCGCAGACAUGCCUCAUGCCAAGAAGAAAAUCAACCCUCUGUGGGCCCUGCUCAGCGAUCCUCUCUUCCAGAUCAUCGCGGCUGUUGGUCUGCUUCUUAGCGGUGUGUUGGGCCUUGUCGGUCGUCUCCUCGACACCCUUGGAUUGGGUCCUCUUCUGAAUGGUCUGCUGGGUGGACUCGGUCUCGAUAAGCUCCUUGGUGGAUUGGGACUGUCGUCUCUGACGGAUUCUUUGGGGAUAACUGGAAGCAAGAAGGACUAA